AACGAAAUUCAAGUGAAAGCAAAAUUAAGGAAAAAAUGCUCUGUCAAAAGGCAGGCGGCAAAGCAGAAAAACGACGUCCGACGUCGACCAGCAAAAGCGGCACCAAAGUAGAUAAAACAAAGCACCGAAGGUCUGCCGAUCAAUCCCCGCCCGCACUCUAAAAGCAGACAAACAAGCAGAGCAAAUAAGACGCGGAAAAAGUGGACCAACACACGCAUCUUUUCCCGGCCGUUGGCAAUUUUGGAAAAGUUGUAGAACACGCUCGGUCCGUGGCAUUCCUUUAGUUUACUCAGUGUGUGUUAUGAAACGCGUCGCGCCGCUACGUGCGUGAGUGAUUGCAGGUGCAACUGCGAAAGUGCUGGAACCAUCAAACUAUAAUAGCAUCAUCAAACAUUAACCAAAAAAAUAACUCGAACAGACUUGUUCUGCAGCAGCCUCCGGAGUGUGCUCUUCCCCCAGGAGAGAGAUGCAUAGAUUGAUCUCGAAAAUACACACACACAUCAUCUGCCUGCAGUUGUUUUAGUUUGCCUCUCACACACACACGCACGCAAUCUACAAACAAAAACCACAUUAUAUCCCCCCGAUCCACUCUACCCACUCAUGCUUACGCCGGAAAAUGGGAAACUUACGCCGUAUAACUAACACUUUGCAGUUCCGUCAACUAACAAGAAGCCGAAAAACUAAAGGCACAGCUCCUUCAGUCGAAAUUUCUCAUUACGGCGACCUGCUGCUGCGACACAUAAUCAGUGAUAGAAGCAUACCGAAUUGCAACCGGAGGAGUGCCUAUGCCGGCUUAGGCAGGAUGCAGGGCACGUCACCCGAAGAUGCUGGCCCGGCGGCCCCCUUCAAGGCGUUCGCCCGGGAGUAUUGCGACCUGCCCUACCAAUGCGACAUGAGCGACUCGGCUCCGAACACGCCCGGCCCCAGCUCGGCCCUGCCGAAGAAGUAUUACCGCCAUGCGGCCCAUAGAGUAUUCGUGAACAGAUCCCUUCAUCUGGAGAACAUCAAGUACUAUGGCUUUGACAUGGACUACACACUGGCAGAGUACAAGUCUCCGCAGUACGAGCAGCUGGGCUUUAAUCUGGUCAAAGAGCGCCUCGUGUCGAUGGGGUAUCCCAAGGAGAUCCUGCAAUUUGAGUACGAUCCCACGUUCCCUGUGCGCGGUCUCUGGUUUGACACGCUCUAUGGCAAUCUGCUGAAGGUUGAUGCCUACGGCAAUAUCUUGGUCUGUGUGCAUGGCUUUGAAUUCAUAAAGCACCACCAGGUAUACGAGCUGUAUCCCAAUAAGUUUCUCAAACUGGACGAGUCGCGUGUCUAUGUCCUGAACACACUCUUCAAUCUGCCGGAGACCUAUCUGCUCGCCUGUCUCACGGACUUUUUUAACAACAGCAACGAAUUUGUGCGCGUGGAACGCGGCAUCAAAGCUGGCGAUUUCCUUUUCACGUACAAGUCCAUUUUCCAGGACGUGCGUCGUGCCGUCGACUGGGUGCAUUCCGAUGGUGACCUCAAGCGUCGAACCACUCAGAACAUGGCUCACUAUGUGAAGAAAGACGAAAGGUUGCCAACGGUUCUCUCACGCAUUCGGGAGUCCGGAGCAAAGCUCUUUAUGCUCACGAACAGCGAUUACACUUACACCAACGAGAUCAUGUCGUACCUGUUCGACUUCCCCCACGGGGCCACUCCGGAGGAACCGCACAGGGACUGGAAGAGCUACUUCGAUGUGAUCGUGGUAGAUGCACGGAAGCCGCUCUUCUUCGACGAGGGCACCGUGCUGCGUCAGGUGGACACGAAGACGGGCGGACUAAAGAUCGGCACACACAUUGGGCCUCUACAACCAGGGCAGGUGUACUCAGGCGGAUCAUGCGAGCUGUUUACCAAGUUCAUUAACGCCAAGGGCAAGGAUGUGCUCUACGUAGGCGACCACAUCUUCGGGGACAUCCUCAAGUCGAAGAAGAUCCGGGGCUGGCGCACCUUCCUCAUCGUGCCGGAGCUAGUGCGGGAGCUUCACGUGUGGACGGACGAGUGCCAGCUGUUCGCGGAACUACAGAACCUCGACAUCAAGCUUGGCGACCUCUACCGCGACCUCGACUCGAGUGCCAAGGAAAAGCCGGACAUCUCUCAGCUGCGGACGUGCAUACGGGACGUGACCCAUAAGAUGGACAUGUCUUACGGAAUGAUGGGUUCGCUCUUCCGCUCCGGCUCCCGCCAGACCUUCUUUUCCAGUCAGGUGGUGCGGUACGCCGACGUAUACGCCGCCACCCUGCUCAACCUCAUCUAUUACCCGUUCUCGUACAUGUUCCGCGCUCCCGCCAUGCUGCUGCCGCACGAGUCGACGGUGGCCCACGACCAGGCCCACCAGCCGCCGCCCUCGGCUCCAUCCAUCGAGGAGGCACCGCGCUGCACCUCCGGCAAUGACAUGAAGGACGCCAUCAAGGAUCAAGUCGCCAAGGAUGCCAAGGAUCUGCAUCGUGCUAGCUCCAUUGUCCACACACGCCCCUCGACGCCCACUGUGGUGACCCACACCCACGACGAGGACUACUCCGAAGAAGAGGAGAUCCCCAGCGGCGGCGAAUCAUCGUCCACGGACCAGCAGCAGCAGCUACGCGCCGUCUCCGAUGAAUAGGAUGAGGUCUUUUCUUCUUCUAAACUCAACUGCAAUUUGUAGAUCAACGAAUUUUCUUCUCAAAAGUUCUCCAUAAAACACAUAAUAUCCCCAAACCCAUCCCCUAAUCCAAAACUUAGGCAGAAGCAAUUUUUGAAAAACGUACGAUUUUCCCCGGCGAUUUUAACGCGAGCACAGAUAUGUGAAACUAUAUACCAUAUAGAUAUGAUAUAUAUAUUAUAUACAUUAUAAAGUAGCUGGUUCCAUUAAUACAUAAAA
This is a messenger RNA of Drosophila miranda, 2881 nucleotides long. It is a transcript of the gene Nt5b, whose product is annotated as cytosolic purine 5'-nucleotidase. NCBI's taxonomy places the organism in Eukaryota, Metazoa, Arthropoda, Insecta, Diptera, Drosophilidae. The transcript is spliced from 9 exons. The coding region runs from base 617 to 2623 and encodes 668 amino acids. The record is from RefSeq and is a predicted model, not a curated record. Gene Ontology annotation, molecular function: 5'-nucleotidase activity.